Molecule: messenger RNA, 4429 nt
Organism: Hylaeus anthracinus
Lineage: Eukaryota; Metazoa; Arthropoda; Insecta; Hymenoptera; Colletidae
Gene: ago
Product: F-box/WD repeat-containing protein 7
Exons: 8
Coding region: 366-2312 (648 amino acids)
Biological process (GO): ubiquitin recycling; proteasome-mediated ubiquitin-dependent protein catabolic process
Cellular component (GO): cytoplasm; nucleus
Molecular function (GO): ubiquitin binding
Source: RefSeq, a predicted model, not a curated record
GGCUUACGAACGUGAACGCAUGUGCAACAGCUACCUGCUACGAAGCCCACCGAGUCCGAACCCGACAGAUAAAAACCUCGGGGCUACUCAGAGCUACCGAUGGAUCUUUCUUCGUGUUUAUACCUGUUUCUUAUUUUUGUUUUAACAAUCGUGCUGGCCUAAAUCUUUAGUCCAAAAGUUAAUUUAUCGCAUUCUAACCUAGCGAAAUAUCGACAUACGAAAAAUGUAUACCGCAACCAUAUGAUACAAAUAUUAAUCGAAACUAAGAAAUUUGGAUCACCGUCAUACAGUAGAUUUACAAUAAGGAAGCUACCGAAGAGAAUCGUUUAACCUAAGUUGUACAUUAUAACAGACAUAAGCCAGUAAUGUCUGUCCCUUCUUCGUCAUCUAAUAAAAUAACUGACAGUAAACCAGGUGGUACAAGUCUAAGUCCUAUAGAGGGUAUCGAAGGUGUUCCCGGGCCUAGUUCUUUGGAACCUAUGCAUUCUGUCUUGCCGCAAGACGAAGAAUCGGAAGACUACGGAGAUGCUGGCGACGAGGAAGAAGACGAUAGCAGCGAAGAAGAAAGCGAAAUUAGCGAUAAUGGAAUAUUUUGCGAUACUGAAUGCGAACCUAAUCUUGAAAGUACAAAUUAUUCGUUAUCCACGUCGCAAUCGCAGUCUCUUACACAACGGGUACAGAGUCCUAUUUUACAUACCUGCGUUCCACUGGAUGUUAUUCAACCGCAAAGGAAACGUAAAAGCGAAACGGAAUCGAGUUUACCUUGUAAAAAACUUAAUCCGGAAGAUAAGUCGCAUUCGAUGAUCGUUAAAAAAUUAGAUGAUAAAAGUAAACAUAUGAGAUGCGUCAUUCCGACGAAAGACAAUCCUCCACCUGAAAUGAAUAACUGGCUUCUUCAAUUUCAGAGAUGGUCGAACGCGGAGAGAAUGUUAGCUAUAGAUGAAUUAAUCGAACGAUGCGAACCGACGCAAGUGCGACAUAUGAUGCAAGUGAUAGAACCUCAGUUUCAGAGAGAUUUCAUAUCUUUGUUGCCGAAAGAGUUGGCCUUGUCGGUGUUAGCUUUUCUAGAACCACGAGAUCUUUUACGAGCGGCGCAGACGUGUAGUAACUGGCGAUUUCUUGCCGACGAUAAUUUGUUGUGGAAAGAAAAAUGCAGAGCAGCCGGUAUAGAAGAUUUAAAAGAUUUGCCUCUGAUAAAACGUAAAAAUUGUAAAAUUUCUGGUAAUUAUUCGUGUCCAUGGAAACAAGCUUACAUGAGACAGCACAAUAUAAAAAUGAAUUGGAGGACGAAACCGAUCCGCACGCCAAAAGUUUUAAAAGGUCACGACGAUCACGUGAUUACGUGCCUCCAGUUUUCCGGUAAUCGCAUAGUAAGCGGUUCCGAUGACAAUACUCUUAAAGUGUGGUCUGCCGUUACGGGCAAGUGUCUAAGAACAUUGGUCGGACACACCGGUGGCGUAUGGUCUUCACAAAUGUCUGGUACUACCGUGAUCAGCGGUAGUACAGAUCGGACCUUGAAAGUGUGGAACGCUGAAACAGGUCAAUGCAUUCACACGUUAUACGGGCAUACAUCUACGGUGCGGUGUAUGCAUUUACAUGGUAACAAAGUAGUCAGUGGUAGUAGAGACGCUACAUUAAGGGUGUGGCAAGUGGAUACCGGCCAAUGUUUACAUGUACUCGUGGGCCAUUUGGCAGCUGUUAGAUGUGUGCAAUACGAUGGAAAGUUAGUAGUCAGCGGAGCCUACGACUAUAUGGUUAAGGUUUGGAAUCCAGAACGUGAGGAGUGCCUUCAUACUCUACAAGGACAUACAAAUCGUGUUUAUUCCCUCCAAUUUGACGGUGUACAUGUUGUUAGCGGUUCUCUGGAUACGAGUAUAAGAGUAUGGGAAGUUGAAACCGGAGCGUGUAGACAUACAUUGAUGGGACAUCAAUCGCUCACUUCGGGAAUGGAGUUACGUAAUAACAUUUUGGUAUCGGGAAACGCGGAUUCGACUGUUAAAGUGUGGGACAUCGUUAGCGGUCACUGCCUUCAAACCCUUUCCGGUCCAAAUAAACAUCAAUCCGCGGUCACUUGUCUACAAUUCAACAGUCACUUUGUAAUUACUUCAUCCGACGAUGGAACAGUCAAGCUCUGGGACGUUAAAACUGGUGAUUUUAUAAGAAACUUGGUUGCUCUGGAAAGCGGAGGAAGUGGUGGUGUUGUGUGGAGGAUACGUGCAAGUGACACAAAACUGGUGUGUGCAGUGGGUAGCCGUAACGGCACAGAAGAAACAAAACUUCUCGUCCUCGACUUUGACGUGGAGGUAAAAUAGUGCACCUUUUUGCGAACAAAACUGCUCUCCUCUACGAUUUCUGUACAUACUUUGAUUAGGUAGCGUAACCAAUCUACUGUACAAUGAUUCAUGUAUUACGUGGUGUGAUUGUGAUAAGGAUGUAUGUUGAAAAUCUGAAGGGAGAUUGCAAAAAGUCAAACGUGGUUCUAUAGUUGUUGCAAAUGAUCUCCGAAAUGGUAAAACGUUCAUCAAACCGAAGGCAUUAAUUAUAUUAAUUAUGGAGUGUAUUAAUCAUGGUGUACAAAUAUGAGAUUUCAAAGACUCAACAAAUUGCGAAGAACGAGGAGCUUAUCAAUGUACUAUUGUAUUAUUGCUGUUGCGAAACUUCUUAAGCAUUGCGAUUACAUAACAAUUCAUAAGGGCGUUCAGGAGAGUAUUUUUAAACUACAGAAACAAAGAUUUCUUACCGUAUUUGUCAAGCUUAUAGAUGAAAAUAUCGCUUGGAGAAUCUCAAAAUUUUAAACGAAACGUUCAAAGAUUCGGAAUGACGAAAGAAAAGAAUGGAAAACAAUAAAUUUGAAUAAAAUAGUUAAUUUUGGUAUAACAGAGAAUGGAUAAAAAAAAUUAUGACCAAAUUGGUAAAGAUACUUUUUGUACAAUAAGUUCUUUAAUUUCGUUGUACUUCACUUAAUUUAUUUAAAUUCGUCAUUUACGUUGAUUAAAUUAAUUGCUAUGGGAAUUGUGCAUAAUUUAUUGGAUGACAUAAACGCUAUUUAAUAAUUUUUCAAUGAAGCGACUCUUGGUUAAAUCAAUUUUCUGUUAUAAAUGUUCAUUUAUAUUUUAUCGUCUAAAAUAUCCAUGGACAAAUAUUCAUACGAAAUCGUACGAAUGUAAUUCAUAUCCAAUUUUUCGGUUUAAAAUAUGUCUUUGAAAAUCAUAAACGAUUUCUCGUAUGGCAUUGACGCUAAUGUUACCUUGCAUUAGCACUUGUAACAUCGUCUUAAGUUGCUCGUUAAUUAGAGCGCCAUUGAACGUGUUACGGGCAAGAAAUUCGUUAAAUAAUUUUACGUAAUUAAUAAAAUUUAACGAUUCUGUGGUUUUGUAGUACGCACAAACCCGUAAUCAUUUGGUUAUCGAUUAAUGUAUCUACGUAUAGUAGAUUUAGUAUCGAAAACUGCAGCUAUCCAUGGCUUUAAAUUUCUAUUGUGAGUUUUUCAAUGGCAACAAAAAGUUUACAAAUUGCAGAGUAUCAAGCAACAACGUAUCCAAGUCUGAAACAUUCGGCGCUCUGCAUUUUGCAUUUUAUUUUUAUUAUUUUUCACGUUUAGUGCGUGAAAGAAAUAAUACAUCAAUUAUUCAUGCAAAACAAAUUUAAUAAUAAUAAUAACAAUAAUAAUAAUAAUGAUGAUGAUGAUGAUGAUGAUGAUGAUGAUCAUAAUAGACAUACUUGUACCAAAUAAUUGUAGAGUUUGUCUAUUUCGUGUCGCAAUACGUAUCGCUGUUUUAUUCUUUUUAUAAUUACUAUAUGAAAGUGACGACGAAUACACAAAUUUAGGCUACCAAAUUCUACGAUAAUCGAAUACUCGCAAAGUAUACGAUAGAUGUUUUGCGCGUAACACAUUCAGAAAUCAUUCGAUAUUCACUAUUCGCUAUUCGAUCGGAAAACCAGAGUUAAUCCGCUAUCCGUGAUAGUAAUUUAAUUGGAUUGUCGAGGAGUUAAUAUUUAAUUAAAAUAUAUUAAUUUUGACGUUAGUAACAAGUCUGGUUUCGCCGUGGCGCAAUAAUAAGAGUUGCAAACUUUCCUGUGCAAUAUGCACGAUUCUGAUAAACAAGACUAAUUUGGUUAUCGCGCAAGGAUAAAUGUAAAUAACAAAUUUGUUCAAAGUAUCGUAGAUUUUUAUGUCGAAUUAAUUUGUUUGUACAAAUGGUAACGCUACAAAAAUUAUACGACAUUCGGUUUUAACUAACGGUAGAACGUGCAUGUUCUAUCGAUAAUUCGGAAUAGGAUUCGUGUAAAUGCAAUUUUUAUUAUUGAACCUAGGAUAUUCUAAGAAUCGUGUUUUAUUUGUAUAUUGCUCAAUAGUUUAUAUUUGUAAUAAUGUGUUAUCUGUUGUAUCAUUUUUUAUAAGAAAUAGAAAAUGUUGCUGCAUUUGAAA